Messenger RNA from Radiomyces spectabilis, 3443 nucleotides. RefSeq lists its product as uncharacterized. Bases 351 to 3326 code for a protein of 991 amino acids. The record is from RefSeq and is a predicted model, not a curated record. NCBI's taxonomy places the organism in Eukaryota, Fungi, Mucoromycota, Mucoromycetes, Mucorales, Radiomycetaceae. Gene Ontology annotation, molecular function: guanyl-nucleotide exchange factor activity. The transcript has 6 exons.
GCAAAAAUAGGCAACACGCAGCAGCUUUCAUAGCUCUUCUGUAAACUACAUGACCUUUGUCACUCUUUGUCGUCUCCAUUAACCAUUAUCACUCGCUGUUCUCUACCUUUUGUAGCGUUUUGCCCUUUAGCCAAAUAACCGACUAUUUGGUUCCCAAUCCUAUCUCUUUGUCACUCUUUUCAAUCUGCAAGCAAAACGUAUUUCGAUUACAUUCCUCUUCCCCUAUUAAUAUAUCAUCAACUAUACAUAUCUCACUUUUUCCUCUCUUCCCCAUUAUUUCCACUAUUGUUAUUAUCUCGAAAUCAUAAAAGGGCUGACCAACAAAACGACGGCCGCUACGAGGUUGAUAUAUGAAGUCAAAAGCAACGAACGAUGACUCUCUGUCGAGCAGGGAAACCGCAGACUGUGGGCAUCAUUGUUGCUGCUGCUGUUGCCAUGUCAUGAUCCAUUGUUGCUGCUGCGCUUGUUUUCACCGUGUAUCCUGCUGUCUAUCUCAUUCAUAUCUGCCGUUGCCGUCUUCUGCCUCAUGGCAAUUCCCCUCCGAUCGAGAUGUCACACCGAAUACUUUGUCUGAUGGGCAUAGCCUUGCUGCGGUGCAUUCCACACCGCGCGAUUACCAAACUGCACCCCAGCUGAAUAGUUUACUGGCCCCACCACCCAAUUCACUGCGUCAUUACAAACAGUCAUUACGUCGACAACAUGUGAUCAAUGAACUAAUUCAAACAGAGCGUGAUUAUGUGCUGGAUCUGCAGCAUUUAGUCGAAGUAUGUUUUCAAACGCUUUUGCAGCAACCAUGGAUUUCGCGGGAACAUAAGCAAGCGAUUGUUCGGAAUGCAGAUGAUCUGCUCAUUCUGCAUAAAAAUUUCCUUGUGACACUCGAAAGCUCUCCUAGCCAUAUUGAUAAAGAGAAGGAGUGUCGACAUAUUGCUAAUGUCUUUCUUGAAAUGGGAGAACAUUUCAUGGUAUAUACCCAUUACUGUGAUUUGCACGAUGAAGCCUGGUCUUUAUGCGCCGAGUAUCGUGGACGACCGGAAUGGACGAGUUUUAUCAGAGAAUGCAUGCCCACUGAGAAUCAAAAUUACACUAGUCCAUCUGUUCAGAGUGGCCAAGGCAGUGAAACAACUACCUUUGGCGGCACCGGCAAUAAACGACUUCAUUUCGAAGAUUAUUUGAUAAAGCCCGUACAAAGGAUCUGCCGUUAUCAACUGCUGCUGAAAGAAAUCAUUCACCACACACCUGAGGAUGCCGACGAACGGGAACCAUUGGAUCAAGCACUUGAGAUUAUGCAGAGUAUUGUUGCCGAGAUUGACGAGCGAAAACAUAUUCGAGAUACCACACUACGAACAGACCGAUUUAUUCAGCGAUUAGAUGGAGAUUGGCGGUUAAAUAAGCACCAUGUAUCUCAAUUGGGCAAUAUCCUUCUAGCUGGUGCGCUGGAAGUGACUUACACUGCGCUCGGCCAAAGUGUAGCGAAACCACGAUACCUGGGAUGCUUUGUAUUUCCAACCUAUGUGAUCCUUGUGCGCCCAAAAAAAGUCACCAUCUACGAACCCAAACAUUGGUUUCCUCUACGUCAAGCAGAAUUGGAAGAUAUCCCCACAUCCGAAGGUCAGCGGGAAAAUACGUUUAUUGUACGCUGCAAGAAACAUACAUUUGCAUUUACAGCAACUUGUGCUCAAGAGAAACAGCUUUGGGUUUCCAAACUAAAAGAGGCCAUUGACAAAGUCAAGAAUGCAGACCCGUAUGACAUGUCGUCUGCAAAUAAGCCUGCAGAAGACCUGAUUGUCCCCUCUCUACCUGGUGUGGCCGGCAACACCAAAGCAUCCUCAUCGCGCAUACGGCUAUCACAAUCGUUCAGCAAUAUUCUCGACACUGAUUCCCCCGCACGGAGUCAUUCCCUGGAAAAAGAUACCUCGACUUCUGUCUCCAGUUGUCUACGUCGUUCUCUGUCUACCAGCAUGCAACUUGAUGAAGUGUAUAAUGCCGAAAGCCCAACCAUACCUUUGUCAUCCAAAUCGUUUCUAGAGACCGGCUCCUCCUCCUCCCGGUCGCUGCAUAAACGAUAUUCUGUCGAUUACACAUCCACACCUUCGAAAAGUGAAGUAACAUUCAAAGCACGCAACAAUUCGGAAACUUACCGGCGACCGUCGAGCGAAGCAUGGCACAGUAAUAUCGCACGACGACGACCGAGUUCAUUGGAUUUGCUAACCUCAUCGCCGUCCACGGGGAGUAUGAUUGGCAAGAUGUCCUUUCAGUUUAAGAAUAAUCAUCAAAAUGCGAUGCGGAUGGCUGUCGAUCAUAAGCUACGGGAUGUAUGCACGCAGGAUUACUUAUCGUCCAGGGCAUGGUUCAUGCGGGAAAAGGAUCUAGCGGCGGCUCACUCUCCGACGAGCAGCAUUGAUCUGCGGAAACGAAAAUCAGCACCUUUUAUGCGAUCCUCCGCAUCCAGUUUCUCUCUUAUGAUGCCGAGACGGACGAGUGACGGCGGACAAUCUUCCAAACCAUCUUCUCCGAAUCGACCGCCGGAUAUUGACGUACAAUCCACUCAAAGCUCUACGAGUUCACUGUUGGAUGAACAAGCGUCCCCGCGACUAUUACGAACGAACCAGGCCAGUACUUCCAGGCAACCGUCACAAUCGAGCAAUCUGCGGUUCUCAAGUACUAGUCAGACGUACAGUGGCAUGCAACUGACCAAUGCAACGAGCGACAUGGCUACCCCUCAUGAAACCGACAGCUGCAUAGAGUAUCCUACAGCUAAUAUGAUUGAUGAGCAAGAAAAUGCACCACACCCCAUCAAACGCGCACCAAGCAUCCCAUUCAAUAUGUUUUCCCGAACCAAUCACAGUACAUCCAAUUACUCUCUCAACAUGCAAGCAAGCAAACCUGCCAAACGAACGAUGAGCCGCCUAUUCCACAAACUGUCCAAGCUAGGUAGACGAUCAGUCGAUAAGCCCAGCGGCAAUCUUGCCAGCAGAAAAUAUCACUCGGAACUCUUCAUUGAAGAUACAUCCAGCGAAUUGGAGCAUCCUUACCAGGCCUCUUUAUCGAAUAUGUCGAUGCAAUUUCGAAAAUCGCAGGACUCUCCUUUGAACAAAUUACUUCAUGCACCAAGAUCGAAACCUUCGCAAUCGUUGUUUCGAUGGGGAAGCCAUAAUAGGCCGUCAUAUACAGAUGAUCGGCCGCUCAGAGAUCCCAACAACGACAACAAUAACCGUUCUUCCGACCACCGAUCUUCUGCAUUCGCUUACGCAUCGACGCCUGUUCAGUCGCCCAAAGUUGGGCUGAAAGAAAAAUUGAACGUAAUGCGAUCCAGCAGUAAAUCUUGACAUUGUAAUACAUCAUAGUCUUUCUUUAAGUUAAUAAUUUAUACAUUUUCUUUCCUUUCCAGUUUCUCAUCCCACCUCAUUUUAAUUUAAGGAAACUCUUUUUUUUUCUUGUAGUCG